AUGUUAACAGAUUGCGAUUUUUAUAGUAAACAAAGUAUUACAGAAUUAUAAGCAUAAUUGGCUCAUAAGAAAAAGAAGAUUCACAUUUUAAAAUAAGAAAAGAAUUCUAUGUUGAAUCGUAUAGAUGAAUUGAAUUAAAAAGUUCAUGAUUAAGCAGAAGAAUUCAAAAAAUAUAGAUUAAAAUUUAGAGGUCUAGAAUAAUAACACUCACAUGUAAAUAUUAAAUCAUAUUAUUAUAGUUAAAACAUUAGAAUGAAAACUUAAAAAAAGAUUAAAGUAUGAAUAAUGAAACAAUAACAUUAUUUUAAAAAGGAUUUAAAAGAGAUGAAUUCAAAAAACAUGAAAGAACAGUAGCAUAAUUAUAAAAUGAUAUAAUUAAAUUGUCUAAUGCUUUAGAAGAACAUAAAAUAGUUAGAGAAUCUAAUUGUGAAGAAAUUACAAGACAAUUAGUUUAUAUCUAAGAAUUAGAAAAUUAACUCAAUAAAUAUAAAUAAAUGACAGAAGAUGAUUAAUUAAAAUAUAACAACUAAUAACUCUAUUAAACUAUAGAAGAUCUUAAUUAUUAAUUGUAGAUAUCAAAUAAAAAUAAAGAUCAAGAUUAUCAAAAUUAAUUAUAAGAAAUACAAUAAAUAGCUGAUAUUGCUAAAUUAGAAAAUAAAGAACUUACAUUAAAAAUAGCAUAAUAAGAAAAGCUUUAUCAAAUGUAAAUUUCAAAAAUAAUUAAACUUUGUGAAUCUGUAUAUGAAGAAUUAUCUAAUAAGGUAAAUAAUAAAAUAGAAGUUAAAGAUAUUUUAUAAAAAUUGAUUAUCUCUAAAAAAGAUAUUGAUCUAGAUUUACUUAAGUAUAUCUAUUAAUUUAAUAAAUAGAAUUGAAUCUGAAAUUAAUACCUAAACUUGUGAAGAAUUAUAGACUAAAGUUGAUAAUUUAUCAAAUGAAAAUUAAAAUAUUAAACAAAAAUUUUAAGCAACUUCUACUAACAAAGAAGCUCUAUAAAUGAGAGAAUAAGAUUUAAUUCAUUAAAUUGAAAAAUUACAAUAAUAAGUUGAAAGAUAAAAAGAAUUAAAUUAAAUGAGAUAAAAAACUAUGUCAGAAUAAAUAUCAGCAUUAUAGAGAACUAAUAAAUAAUUAAACUAGGAUUUAGAUAAAAUAACUAAAGAAGUUUAAGACUUAAGAGAGGAUAAAGUUAUUUUACAGUAGACAAUACAAAGAUAAGAAAAAAAAAUAUAAACACUUAGUUUGUCUAAAUAAAGAUGA
Messenger RNA from Paramecium pentaurelia, 1254 nucleotides. The record is from the annotation of a GenBank genome assembly. NCBI's taxonomy places the organism in Eukaryota, Ciliophora, Oligohymenophorea, Peniculida, Parameciidae.